AUGGGCUCCACGUGCCUGUCGUGCGGCGAGGGCGCUGUGGUGGCGGAUCCGGACUCGGGCGCGCUCGUCUGCACCUCCUGCGGCGUCAUCCAGGACGCCGGCGGCGCGGAGUUCGUCCACCAGUCCACCUUCAACGACUCGGGGGGCCUCGAUCUCCGCGUCUCCUCCCUCGUCCGCAACAGCUCCGACUCCGCCUACCGCGACCAGAAGCUCGCCGUCGCCUCCGCGGGCAUCACCUCCAUCGCCACCCGCCUCGGCCUGUCGCCGGCCCGCGCCGAGGAGGCGCUCCGCAUGGCCAAGUCCGCCACCGACGGCCAGCUCGCCACCCCGGGCAGCGCCUUCCUCCCCUCCCUCGCCGCCGCCUGCACCCUGCUCGUCGCGCGCUCCCACCGCCUCCCGCUCUCCCUCGCCGAGGCCGCGGAAGCCGCCUUCUGCUCCGUGCCCGCCCUCGGCGACCUGGUCUCCCGCGUCGCCGCCCAGCUAUCGCUCCCUCCCCUCCCCUGCUUCGACUACGCCGCCGCGCUCGACCGCGCCGUGCAACUCUCGCCCUCGCUCAACGCCGCGGCGGCCCACAAGACGGACGCGAUUCUCGCCCAGGCCCGGUUCCUCUUCCGCUGCGCCUCCAAGUGGUCGCUCACCACCGGCCGGUUCCCGCUCCCCCUCAUCGUGGUGCUGCUCGCCUUCUCUGCGGAGGUGAACGGGGUCACUUCUCUCUCCUUGGAGGACAUUGCCCGGGACAUCUCGGCGGGAUUGAGGACCAGCCUCCGCCGAUACAAGGAGCUCGUUGACACGCUGGUGCAUGUCGCGCGCCACCUGCUUCCGUGGGGCGCCGAUGUCAAUGCCAAGAACCUGCUCCACAACGCUCCGGUCCUGCUCCGGCUCAUGGAGAUGCGCUCACAGUCGGACCCUUCUGAAGAGUUUCUUGAGAGCUUUGCUCCGAACAUUGCUGCAAUUGUGCAGGCGUACUCUAAAGUUGACGACGACGAGUCCAAAUACCUUCAUAUUACUCCUGUCAGUGCUGAUGACUUUGAUUUCGAUAAUCUUGAGCCAGAGGAGAAGGAAUUUGAAAACCAGAAUAUCUCAGAGAAGGGCCUAUCAGAUGCUUACAAAAAUGUCCUAAAUAGGCUUGCCCAGCUACAGAAACUUGGGAAGGUUGGUAAAGGUGCUGACAGGAGGAAGCGAUUGAAAGGAGGAAUGGAGCUGGAGCCGUGUAUGGACGCAGUGAAUAAUGGUUGGAAAAAGGACAUGCUGCUUGAGGAUGUGGUGGAUAUUGACAUUGGCUAUGAUGCACCUCCACCAUCGUUUACUGCUGGUUUGGAGUUGCAGAAGGAGAGGAGAGCACGUAUUGAAGUUGCCAAGCAGCGAAUUGAUGCGAUUAGGAAGGCUCCAGCUCCAGCUGCAAAAGCAAAUAAUUCAGAAUCAGAAGAUGUUGUAAGAAACGAAUAUGUCUCUCCCCCGCAAAAAUUGACCAGGAAGAAUCGAGGGGGAAAGAAGAUGGAUGAUAUAGAUCAUAUCCUUCUCAGUGACAAUAUGGCAGAUAGUUCAGGUGCCAGGAAAAAGAGACGAAGAAGAGGUUCCUGUGACGGUAUCGAUUGGGAAGAUUGCAUUAUUGAGCUCCUGCUCCUGCAUGGUGCAAAUGAAGCUGAGAUCGAACAAGGCCAGUACAGAAGAUUGUUGGAGUUGAAUGUAUUCAGUGCAGUAAGUGGGGGGAAAUUGAAUAAUGGCAAUGCCAUUCUCAAGUCUUCAGUAUGUGAUGAUCCCAAUCAUUCUGAAUGA
This is a messenger RNA of Miscanthus lutarioriparius, 1776 nucleotides long. Lineage: Eukaryota; Viridiplantae; Streptophyta; Magnoliopsida; Poales; Poaceae. The record is from the annotation of a GenBank genome assembly.